UAGUAAUAUUGUUGCAAAAACAUGGUUUCUCGUUCCUUGACUGUUUUUCUUCUGUGCUUGGCCAUAGACAGCAUCGCUGGCCAUGGACGGUUAAUGGACCCACCUAACCGUAGCUCCCUGUGGCGAAUUAACCCAGAUGCACCACCAAAUUACACCGAUGAUCAAAACAACUGUGGAGGAAAACCGACUCAAUGGGACACUUUUGGAGGACUAUGCGGUGUCUGUGGAGACCAAUACGACAAGCCUCAUCCCCAAGAUAAUGAAAACACUGGUACUUACGGAGUAGGUAUAAUUGCUGGACAAUACACUGCUGGUAGUGUAAUCGAUGUAAACGUAGUGCUGACGACCAAUCACAUGGGACAUUUCCAAUUCAGCUUGUGUGUUCUGGAUGAUCCUAAUGGUCCAGAAUCGGGUGAAGACUGCUUCCAAGCUUUAACUUUGGAAGAUGGAUCAGCACAGUACGUCUUGCCUAAUCAACAAGAAGCAGGCUACACCGAAGUUCCACUUAAGGUGAAAUUGCCUGAUGGUCUCACAUGUGACAGAUGUACCUUCAGAUGGACAUGGACCGCAGGUAACAACUGGGGCACCUGCGAUGAUGGAACUGAAGGGAUGGGAUGUGGUCCACAAGAAACAUUCCGCUCGUGUUCUGAUAUAGUCAUCAGUUAAACUACCAAUGCAUUGUUUCAGCUUGAAUCUUAUUGUUAAUAACGUACUAAUUAAUUUUGUGAAUAAAGAUAUUUUGUUUGAUA
This is a messenger RNA of Zophobas morio, 749 nucleotides long. RefSeq lists its product as uncharacterized. The record is from RefSeq and is a predicted model, not a curated record. The coding region runs from base 22 to 666 and encodes 214 amino acids. The transcript is spliced from 4 exons. NCBI's taxonomy places the organism in Eukaryota, Metazoa, Arthropoda, Insecta, Coleoptera, Tenebrionidae.